CAAAUCCGCCUCUUUAUAAAAGAGCCGGCGUCGCUUGCAUCAGCUCGCGUGGGGAAGUUACCUUCGACAGCUGCGUUCCUUGUUUUUAAAGUAAAAAAAAAUAAAUUCCGCCGCCGUUGAAGUCAAACUACAACACAGUCAAAUGAAGCUGUUUUUAAGCGAAGGCAACCCGCACUGCCUGAAGGUGUUAGCCGCCGUACAGGUGACCGGGGUCCCGUGUGACGUCCAGUAUGUCAACCACGAGGAGACAGUGGUGCCCUUUCUUAGCCGUCCAACUCUGCCAGCCCUCAUCCUGCCCAGUGGAUGGCACCUCUUCAGCUCUAAUGCCAUCUGCCAAUACCUCUAUGAAGUAAAAGGACAAGACUCCACUGACCUUUGCAACCAGUGGCUGGAAUGGGAGGCCACAGAUCUCCAGCCUGCACUGCUUCAGGCUCUUCACAUGGCAGUGCUGCAAGGAAAGGCUUCAGAAGUGUCUCAGGUUCUCCAGGCGCCCCUAAACUACUUGGACCAAGGCUUGACUAAGGGAAACACGCCAUAUUUAACAGGGGAAGCUGUCUCUGUUGCUGAUGUUGUUUUGUGGGCUGCGCUGUACCCUCUUUUAUCUGACUCGUCACUCGCACUGGGUGAACGCAAGUCUGUGAAGGCCUGGUUUGACCGAAUGGCUGAGAUGCACGGUUGCCAGUCUGCUGCUCAGAAAGUGCUGCAGGGGAAAGGCCUGCAGGGCAUGAAGAGCUACAUGCAGAGACAGCCUGCCCGUCAGAGCAACCAGUGCAGAGACGCACAGCCAUGCAAUAGCAGCCCUGCUGAGUGUGAAGAGGGAGAACGUGUGGUUUCUGAAGAGGAGAUGGAAGCUGCUGCUCUCACCUGGAGCACUGGUUUGAAAGACAGCCCACAGGUUACAGACAGACAACACCCCAUUUUGCCACAGGAGGGCAAACGAAACAUCCUGGUGGCCAGUGCCUUGCCUUAUGUCAACAAUGUCCCCCACUUGGGUAACAUCAUUGGUUGUGUCCUCAGCGCUGACGUCUUCUCCAGGUACGCUCGUCUGCGAGACUGGAACCUGCUGUAUGUGUGUGGCACGGACGAGUACGGCACAGCGACGGAGAACAAGGCCAGAGAGGAGGGCCUGACACCGCAGCAGAUCUGCGACAAGUACCAUGCUGUUCACGCCGACAUUUACAAGUGGUUCCAGAUUGACUUUGACUUUUUCGGCAGAACCACCACUGAGAAGCAGACAGAGAUUGCUCAGAAUAUAUUCUGGCGACUCCACAAACACGGGUUCCUGCUGGAAGACACGGUGGAGCAACUGCGUUGUGAGAAGUGUCAGCGUUUUCUGGCUGACCGCUUCGUAGAAGGCAUUUGUCCUUACUGCAGCUACCCAGAAGCUCGCGGUGAUCAGUGUGACAAGUGCGGGCGGCUCAUAAAUGCAGUGGAGCUCAGGGAACCCCAAUGUAAGGUCUGUGGGCAGACUCCAGUCGUCUGCUCCUCCAAACAUCUUUUCCUCGACCUGCCAAAGCUGGAGGCUCAGUUGGAGCAGUGGCUGGACAAGUCGAUGAGCACAGGAGACUGGACUCAAAACGCCAAACAGAUCACUCGCUCCUGGCUGAGAGAUGGACUCAAACCACGCUGCAUCACCAGAGACCUGAAGUGGGGAAGCCCAGUGCCUCACCCCGACUUUAAAGAGAAGGUCUUCUACGUGUGGUUUGAUGCACCGAUUGGUUACCUGUCCAUUACCGCCAACUACACCGACCAAUGGGAGAAGUGGUGGAAGAAUCCCAGUCAGGUGGAGCUGUAUAACUUCAUGGCCAAAGACAACGUGCCAUUCCACAGUGUAGUAUUCCCCUGCUCCCUACUGGGAGCUCAAGACAACUACACUCUGGUCAACCACCUCGUUGCCACCGAAUAUCUGAAUUACGAGGACACUAAAUUCUCCAAGAGUCGUGGCACUGGCGUGUUUGGAGACAUGGCUAAAGACACGGGCAUCCCAUCCGACGUGUGGCGAUUCUAUCUGCUGUUUGUGCGUCCAGAGGGACAGGAUUCAGCCUUCUCCUGGGCCGACAUGGCUCUGAAGAACAACUCCGAGCUGCUCAACAACUUGGGCAACUUCAUCAACAGAGCCGGCAUGUUUGUCACUAAGUUCUUUGAGGGCUGUGUGCCUGCGAUGGAGCUGCAGCAGGAAGAUAAGAAGCUGCUGGCCCUGGUGAGCUGGGAGCUGCAGCAGUACAUCCAGCUCAUGGACAAAGUCAAAAUUCGUGAUGCUCUCAAACUCAUCCUGAACAUCUCUCGCCAUGGCAACCAGUACAUUCAGGUCAACGAACCCUGGAAGAACAUCAAGGGAGGAGACGCAGAAAGGCAGCGUGCGGGCACAGUCACUGGCGUCUCUGUGAAUAUCGCUUGCCUGCUGUCAGUGAUGCUGUUACCUUACAUGCCAACAGUGAGCCAAACCAUCAGGGAUCAGCUCAACGCCCCUCAGUCCGGCCUCCAUACCAUGUUCCAAGGCACUGGCACCUUUGUCUGUUCCCUGAGAGCGGGCCACCGCAUCGGCAAUGUCAGUCCGUUGUUCCAGAAACUGGAGCCGGACCAGAUUGAGGCUUUGAAGAAGAAAUUUGGUGGACAGCAGCCUGAAGAUGAACCACCUCAAAAAAAGAAGACAGCUGAGAGCGCUGCCAGCUCGCAGCCGGCCGCUGUGCCAGCUCCUGCUGCUGCUGAGGCGACGGCGACGGUGAGCGGAGCGGACCCAGAGAAAGCCAAGCUGCUCACUCAGGCUGUGACUGAGCAGGGAGAAAAGGUGCGAGCGCUGAAAGCCCAGAAGGCGGAGAAGGCUGCGAUCACAGCAGAAGUGGCCAAACUGUUGGACCUUAAGAAACAGCUGGCUGUGGCUGAGGGGAAGAACCCUGAGCCGGCACCUCAGAAGAGCAAGAAGAAGUGAGACAGACACAAAGGGAAACAAAAUGAAAGAGGUUCCGCAGAGGAAGGGAAGAGUAGAAUGGUUUGAGGUAUGAUAGUGGAGAACGGGAACAAGAUGUACACCAAGAGAGAUGAGGGUAUUAGCUUACGGCAAAGCCGUGACAGGAUCUAAGACAAUGUGGUAUUGGCACUGAGGACUAAUGAAAUGCUGGAUAGGCCGACGGGGAAAUGAAAACACACAAAGAGGAAGUCAAAUGAAUACAGCUACAGAAUGGAGGGAUUUUUCCAAAUCCCUCCACCAAAAGAAACUGAUUUUAUACUCUCCCUGUGAUAAAGUCAGCAUACGUUAUUAGCAUUGGAAGGUGUGUUACGCAUUUAAAGAUGUUUUUUAUAUCCUCUGGAAUUUUUUUCUUUGUUAUUUACCACAAAUACCCUUUUUAGAUCCAGAAAAUAAAAGAAGUGAAUCUGAAAA
Molecule: messenger RNA, 3379 nt
Organism: Hippoglossus stenolepis (Pacific halibut)
Lineage: Eukaryota; Metazoa; Chordata; Actinopteri; Pleuronectiformes; Pleuronectidae
Gene: mars1
Product: methionyl-tRNA synthetase 1
Exons: 22
Coding region: 143-2929 (928 amino acids)
Biological process (GO): methionyl-tRNA aminoacylation
Cellular component (GO): cytosol; aminoacyl-tRNA synthetase multienzyme complex
Molecular function (GO): methionine-tRNA ligase activity; ATP binding
Source: RefSeq, a predicted model, not a curated record